Didymosphaeria variabile is the source of this 714-nucleotide messenger RNA. RefSeq lists its product as uncharacterized. The transcript has 3 exons. Gene Ontology annotation, cellular component: endoplasmic reticulum; lipid droplet. NCBI's taxonomy places the organism in Eukaryota, Fungi, Ascomycota, Dothideomycetes, Pleosporales, Didymosphaeriaceae. Gene Ontology annotation, molecular function: triacylglycerol lipase activity; acylglycerone-phosphate reductase (NADP+) activity. The record is from RefSeq and is a predicted model, not a curated record. The coding region runs from base 1 to 714 and encodes 237 amino acids. Gene Ontology annotation, biological process: phosphatidic acid biosynthetic process; triglyceride catabolic process.
AUGUCGGAGCUCAAGGACCUCGGGAAUGUCACCUUAUUGACCCUUGACAUCACCGACUCGGAACAAGUGAGGGAGGCGGUCGAUGCCGUGGCAAAGGCGACUGGAGGGACGCUCGACUAUCUUAUCAAUAAUGCUGGGCACAACCACUUCAGGCCAAUUCUGGACGAAAACAUCCAGGAGACCAAAGACCUCUUCAACACUAACGUUUGGGGUCCACUAGCAGUUACUCAGGCAUUUUCACCAAUGGUAAUCCAAGCCAAAGGUAGCUUUGUGUUCGUCACAUCUAUAGCAGGCUACGGUAACACUCCUUGGAUGGGAACCUAUUCAGCUUCGAAGAGGUCAAUCGAAAUCAUUGCGGACACUCUACGCCAUGAGGUACAGCCUUUUGGUGUGAGUGUUAAGAUGAUAGUGACUGGGGCGGUAAUCUCCAAGGGCCAAACGUACUUCGACGAUUUCACGCUACCAGAAAACUCUUUGUACAAGCGCAUCGAAGGUACAAUUGCAGCCCGGGCUCGUGGAGAAGAUGGGAUCACCAGAAUGCCUACUGCGGACUAUGCAACGGCUGUGAUAGACGAUAUCACGAAACGGACGAGCGGAAAACUCUGGUAUGGCGAUUAUGCACAGGAUGUCAAAUACGUGUGGACAUCCCAGGUACCCCAGGAGAUGCUAGAUGCUGGUGCCAUUCAAGGAACCGGUGUGUAUUCCUUGAAGUAA